Molecule: messenger RNA, 1707 nt
Organism: Scomber scombrus (Atlantic mackerel)
Lineage: Eukaryota; Metazoa; Chordata; Actinopteri; Scombriformes; Scombridae
Exons: 1
Coding region: 1-1083 (360 amino acids)
Biological process (GO): G protein-coupled receptor signaling pathway; immune response
Cellular component (GO): membrane
Molecular function (GO): G protein-coupled receptor activity
Source: RefSeq, a predicted model, not a curated record
AUGAACCACUCAGCUGAGCUGUCUUCUUCAGAGGAAAUGGCUCCUGAGGAGUUUGACGGUGGGACAGCAGUGGCUUGUGUGAUCCUGGGUCUAUCCUUCCUGGUUGGGGCUCCGGGGAACCUGUUGGUGAUCUGGACUAUCCUGAGACAUGUCAAGCAGCGUUCCCACACUGUGGUGCUCAUCCUGCAUCUGUCUAUUGCAGACCUGCUCGUUCUUAUCACCCUGCCUUUGUGGAUCUACUCCCUGGCCCAAUCAUGGGUGUUUGGGGAAGCCUCCUGCAAAGCCAUGGUGUACAUGAUCAACGCCUGUAUGUACAGCAGCGUAUUUUUCAUUACUCUCAUGAGUGUGGAGCGUUUUGUUGCGGUGCGUUAUCCCUUUGCCUCAGCUGACUGGAAGAGGAAAAAAGCACUGAGUAAAGUACUGCUGGCCUUGUGGACUGCAGCCUUCUUGUUCAGCAUACCUGUCAUCCCAACCCAGAUUGUAGGUAAUGAUUCUGGUGAGGAGCAUUGUCUGUACAGGCUGUACACCUCGCCGACCCAGGAGUGGGUGUGUGUGCUGCUCGAGACACUGGUUGGCUAUGUCUUACCCUUCUCCAUCCUAGUGGUCUGCUACGGCUGCCUGUGCAGCCGGAUUACUCAGAUGACCUUCAAGUCCAAGCGCAAGUCUACAGUCCUGAUCGCCAGUGUGGUCGUGGUGUUUGCCAUUUGUUGGACGCCUCAUCACAUAGGAAAUAUCCUCUCACUCAUCAUCCUGGCCCUUGAGGACUCCCCCAAUGUAGCAGAGAGGUUGGAGAGUGCCAGGGUUACCAUGACCUUCAUCGCUGGAGCCAUGGUCUUCAUCAGCAGCACUGUUAACCCCCUUCUCUACAUGUUUGCAGCUCGCUCCUUCCGGAGCUCCCUGCGGGACACCGGCAUCCAGAAGCUCUUCCGCCAUAUCUCCAGCACCUCCCCAGGUGAGGGCAACAGAGAGUUGACCUUUGUGUCCAAGAGACAGAGCAAUCAGACCAACAGUUCUCAGUGUGUUACUGAAUCAAAAGACCAAAUGGACAUAUUAAUAAAAAUGUGUGAAAAUAACCCAUCCUAAUACUGAAAAUCAAUUGUGUUUGCAUGUAUAUAUACAGUAUAUUCUUGUGUAAAUUGUAUGUAUUUUUGGUUUUAUUGAGAAUAUUAUUUUGUAUCAAAUUACAACACAGAUGAAUGUGAUGUCAGAGUUUAUCUGUGAGGUAUUUGUUCAAGUCUGUAAAAUGUGUUUUUUUAAAGAUGAUAAUACAUAAUCUAUUUAUAAAUAUAUCUACUUUACUCUUACUUUACAACAUAUAGUGUUGAUAAGUUGUACAACAAAUAAUAACAUGCACAAGACAUGUCUCCAUGAAAGGUUUUUGUAAAAAUACAGUUGAUGCCAAAAAAGAGAAUUUGGAUAUAUUUGGUUAUUGACUGUUCUCUAGAUCAAGUGUGGGUAUGUAUUAUUAGAGAGAGCACAGUAUGUCGAACCUACUAUUUAGAUUUAGUGGUAUAUAUGAUCUAUACUUUCGUGUCAUUGUCUGUCAUGAUGGAAAUGAGACUGUUUCAAUCUUGCUGUUGAUUGUGGAAUCAUUAAGUCAGCUAAAAAAACUAAAAAAAAUAUGUUCAACUCACAGAAUGCAUUUUUGUAUCUUUUAUAAAAUGUUUAAAAAAUACUACUGCUGUAAAAUGUUUUUCACCCAUGACA